Pochonia chlamydosporia 170 is the source of this 2463-nucleotide messenger RNA. Its product is annotated as OPT oligopeptide transporter. The transcript has 3 exons. Gene Ontology annotation, biological process: transmembrane transport. The record is from RefSeq and is a predicted model, not a curated record. Lineage: Eukaryota; Fungi; Ascomycota; Sordariomycetes; Hypocreales; Clavicipitaceae. Gene Ontology annotation, molecular function: oligopeptide transmembrane transporter activity. Bases 1 to 2463 code for a protein of 820 amino acids.
AUGGUACUCGGCCUUAGGUCUCGCAAGGGGGACUCGGGAGAUGGCAACAUCGAACCAGUGGUGGUAAAUGACAGCUCCUCGGAGAAACACGGCCUGGAGGACGCCAAGUCAGCGCAGCCCGAGCGUACAGAGCUGGAACACUCUCACCUCACUGAUGAACAGGCCGCUCGUCGAUUGAAACUCUUUCGAGAAGCCGCUGAAAAUGACCCGAAUAUUGACGUUGACGACCUCGGUGCGGUUGACUAUGCCGUGGAUGGGCAUGAUGUUAACAAAGAGAAUCAACUAGUGGAUGAACUCAUGGAGAACUCACCUUAUCCAGAAGUUCGUGCUGCGGUUCGAAACUAUGACGUUGACCUGCCGGCCAACACGAUUCGUGCCUGGAUUAUCGGGAUGCUCAUGACGACGAUAUUCUCUGGAAUCAACAUGCUCUUCUCGCUUCGUCAACCAUCAAUAUAUAUCUCUUCCUACGUGGCCCAGCUUGUUGCAUAUCCUGUCGGCGUCGGCAUGGCUAAAAUUCUCCCCAACAAGGAGUUCAACAUGUUUGGACUCAAGUUCAACCUAAACCCUGGGCCAUUCAACUUCAAAGAGCAUGGCCUCAUUGUACUUAUGGCAAAUGCUGCUUAUGGCAGUGGGGCGUCAUAUUUCACCGACAUCCUUACCGCCCAAAAGGCCUUCUACGGCUUUGACUUUGGAGUCGUUUACGCAAUUUUGUUAGGCCUCACAACCCAGGUUAUUGGAUUUGGCAUGGCUGGCCUCGUCCGUAUCUGGUUAGUUGAGCCGGCAGCUAUGAUUUGGCCAGCAGACCUCGUCAAUGUCGCCUUCAUGUAUACUCUUCACGAUCAUUCCAAGACUGACCCUGCAAAGACAAAUGGCUGGUCCAUUAGCAGGUACAGGUGGUUCUUGUAUAUAUUCGUGGGCGCCUUUUGCUGGUAUUGGAUCCCCGGAUUUCUUUUCCAGGCGCUGAGCGUUUUUGUCUUCCCGGUCUUCAUAGCGCCGAACAACGUUACUGUGAACAAGGUUUUUGGAGGCUGGACAGGCAUGGGUCUGUUACCAAUUACCUUUGACUGGACACAGAUUGCGGGCUAUGCUGGAUCUCCGUUAAUUCCGCCCUGGCAUGCUAUUGCUAACACCUUGAUUGGUGUUGUCACCUUCUUUUGGAUUACCUGCGCUGGUCUUCACUGGACAGGGACAUGGUAUGCCGAUUGGCUUCCCUUUAGUGACGAUACCUCAUGGGAUAAUACGCAAAAUCCGUACAACGUUUCACGAGUUUUGACUCCAGAAAAUACCUUGGACGUUAAGAAAUACGAGGAAUACUCUCCCAUCUUUCUCUCAACGACUUUUGCAAUGGCAUACGGUUUAUCUUUCGCAAGUAUUAUCGCACUCAUUUUCCACGCCGCGCUAUUCCAUUCCAAGGAGAUCUGGCUUCGCUGGCGUGACAAGGAGCAUGCAUUGGAUGAUGUUCACGCUAGAAUGAUGCGCAAGUACCCUCAGGUACCACAGUGGUGGUUUGGGCUAGUAUUCCUCGUCAUGUUUGCCCUCUGCUUUGUGACCUGUUAUGUUUGGGAUACAGGUUUGACGUGGUGGGCAGUCAUCCUGGCCAUGAUAAUUGCGCUCGUCUGGCUCAUACCAAUUGGAAUUGUUCAAGCUGUCACCAAUAUACAGCUUGGACUGAAUGUUUUUACCGAAUUCAUCAUCGGUUACAUGUUACCAGGACGCCCCACGGCCAUGAUGAUGUUCAAGACAUACGGCUACAUUACAAUGACGCAGGGCCUUGCUUUUGUCGCCGAUAUGAAACUUGGUCAUUAUCUCAAACUGCCUCCCCGAACCAUGUUUUUUGGCCAAAUUGUUGCUACCAUAUGGGCAGUUUUUGUUCAGAUUGGCGUAUUUUACUGGGCCAUGGGCUCACUCAAAGAUGUUUGCACGCCACACGCCGUCGCCCACUUUACCUGUCCUAACGGUUCUGUUUUCUUCACGGCGUCUGUCUUAUGGGGUCUCAUCGGCCCUGCGCGUAUUUUCUCUGGCAAAGGAAUCUACACGAGCCUGCAGUACUUCUGGAUCGUGGGUGCGGCGUUGCCAAUUUCGUUUUGGCUGAUUCGAAGAAAGUGGCCCAACAGCUUUGUUCGAUAUCUAAAUGCUCCGGUCAUCUUUGCUGGUAGUGGAUUGAUCCCACCCGCUACACCAUUGAACUACGUAUCAUGGGGAAUCGUGGGAUUCAUAUUCAACAGAUGGAUUCGGGGCCGCUGGAGAGGUUGGUGGGUACGAUUCAACUACGUCACCUCGGCUGGUCUUGAUAGCGGACUUGCUAUUUCUACUAUCAUUAUCGUCUUAACUCUAAGUCUUACCAAUACAGCCGCACCAAGCUGGUGGGGUAAUAAUGUUGCUGGCACGACGUUGGAUGCCAACGAUGCCGCCUUCAACAAGGUCCUUGAACAGGGCCAGACGUUUGGGCCGAGAACCUGGUGA